AUGGUCUUUAAAGCUUGCAGGGGAAACCUGCAUCCCGAAGCGAGCAGCUGUGCUAUGUUGGCAAGACACGCUGACCCAGGAUUUGCUCCACCCAGUUUUAUCAGAUUGUUAGCCUGCUAUAUUUUACAGGGCAGGGCAAGGUGGCAACUUCUAGAAUGACCGUGGCUGGUUUCCCCCAAAAAACUGAAUAGGUUGAAAUCAGGUUAAUAUUUGGAAUGAGAGACCACAAGGAAACAUCGGGGUUAGAUGGGAAACUGCUUCCAAGAUGAAGGCAGCCAAAAUCCAGGGAAUGAAAAACACUGUUCCAAAGAAUGAUAAAAAGAGAAGAAAACAGCUGCUGGAUGAUGUUGGCAAGCUGGAGUCUGAGUUGGAAGAGAAGCACAAAGAGGAAUUAAAGAAGUUGAAAGAAACAUUACCUGAACAGAAUAAAGAAUAUCUGGCAAGUCUAAAUAUUGCAAAACUGGAAAUUGAGAGCAGAGAACAGACCCAGCCUGCUAGAAUAUCAAAAGCACAGAAGAGGCGGGAUAAAAAAGCAGCUCUGGAAAAGGAAAGAGAAGAAAGAAUAGCAGAAGCUGAGAUAGAAAAUUUAACAGGUGCUAGGCAUCUUGAAAGCCAGAAACUUGCAAACAUUUUAGCCUUAAGGCAAUUGGAAAUUAAGCAAAUCCCAUCUGAUGGUCAUUGCCUAUAUAGAGCUAUUGAAGAUCAGCUCAAAGAGCAACAAAACCUGUGGACAGUUUCAACACUCAGAAAUCAAACUGCAGAGUAUAUGAGAAGUCACGUGGAUGACUUCCUUCCAUUUCUGACAAACCCAAAUACCGGAGAUUUGUACAGCCAAGAGGAAUUUGAAAAAUACUGUUCUGAUAUAGCAAACACUGCUUCAUGGGGUGGUCAGUUGGAACUAAGAGCUUUAUCACAUAUCUUGCAAACACCAAUUGAAGUAAUUCAGAUGGAUUCCCCUCCUAUUAUUGUUGGUGAAGAAUACAGUAGGAAACCACUAAUACUUGUGUACAUGAGACAUGCAUAUGGAUUAGGAGAACAUUAUAAUUCUGUAAAAACUCUUUUGGAGAACACAGCAGAAAAUGAAAGCUAAUACACAGAUCAUCAGACGACCAGAAUGAUGGCUACAAUUUUACUAAGUGUCUCUAUAUAGGUCUUAAAAUGAAUUCUCAAUUCUUUAAUAAGGCAUACAGGGUUAUACAAACACACACAUAUAUGGUAUGUGUGUCUGUAUAUAUGAGAUCUGUUAUCAGCACUACUCAGUUUAAAUCAUGUUUUUUUUUAAAAAAAUCUGAUGUGUUUCUAAUGUAUCUCAUAAUAAAUUGUGGGUUAUA
Molecule: messenger RNA, 1331 nt
Organism: Thamnophis sirtalis
Lineage: Eukaryota; Metazoa; Chordata; Lepidosauria; Squamata; Natricidae
Gene: OTUD6B
Product: OTU deubiquitinase 6B
Biological process (GO): protein deubiquitination
Molecular function (GO): cysteine-type deubiquitinase activity
Source: RefSeq, a predicted model, not a curated record